AUGUUUUGUUUGACAGGUCGUCCAACUGACAGGAGAGACGGCCACCGAUCACAAGUUGCUGAACAAAGGACAGAUCAUCAUCACCACUGCUGAGAAGUGGGAUGUUCUGUCCAGAAGGUGGAAAGUCCGUAAGAGCGUGCAAAGCGUGUCGCUCUUCAUAGUGGACGCGCUACAACUGCUGGGAGGCGAGGAAGGCCCGGUGCUCGAGGUCGUCUGCUCCAGGAUGAGAUACAUAGCUUCUCAGAUCGGUCGUUCAAUCCGCAUAGUGGCUCUCUCGCUCCCUCUGGCGGACGCGCGGGACGUGUCCCAGUGGCUGGGAUGCAACGCCAACGCGUCCUUCAACUUCCAUCCCAGCGUGCGGCCGCUGCCGCUGUCGCUGCACAUACAGGGAUUCAACAUAUCCCACGCGGCGUCCCGUUUCGCCGCCAUGACGAAACCGAUUUACAACGCGGUCGUACGCCACGCCGGCUCAAAACCAUGUGCCGUCUUUGUGCCAUCCCGACGAUGGGCCAGGCUGUUAGCUGCUGAUCUUCUGGCUUUGGCAGCGGCUCAAAAGAGGCCCGGGCGGUUCCUGCAUGCGAGACCCGAUCUGGUGCAGCCGUUCUUGAAGCGGCUCAGUGAUAAGGUACGUAACUACGUCAUACCGGCUCAAAACCGUGUGCCGUCUUAUUGAUGGGCGCGGCUGUUA
Ostrinia furnacalis (Asian corn borer) is the source of this 688-nucleotide messenger RNA. Its product is annotated as putative U5 small nuclear ribonucleoprotein 200 kDa helicase. The transcript is spliced from 4 exons. The record is from RefSeq and is a predicted model, not a curated record. NCBI's taxonomy places the organism in Eukaryota, Metazoa, Arthropoda, Insecta, Lepidoptera, Crambidae. Bases 224 to 673 code for a protein of 149 amino acids.